UGUUGCUGUGGUUUGCGCUCGAAUCAGAAAAUCAAUUAAGUUAUGAAAAAUACCAUUAAUUGCCUUUCUUUGUCGCCGCAACUCAUGAAGAAAUGGCGGAUCUCCAGACGUCGGUCGUUUGAGGAGAAACACUUCGCCUCCAGUGUCGUGUUCACCGACGAUAAGAGGCGCCUCCGUCGACAGGAAUAUUUACGUUUUGUGGAUGACAAUGAGCUGAUGGUUGCGGAAGUCUGCGAGACGACGAUACAAACAAGAGAGAGGCUGACUGGAAGAUGCCCAGAAAAAAACAACAGAAUCCACAGCCAGUUAAGUUGGAUUCUGAAGAUGGUGUAACCGUUGAAGCUCCAGGAAACCUCCCCUUAGACACAGACUUCCUUCUUGGACAAGACCUCGAGUUCAGUGAUCCGGAUCAUGACAACAAGAUUCUAGGCCUGGCAAAGUUCUCAGAAGUAGCUGCUGAGAUCGGUUUCUCUGUGUAUCCUCUGGGUGAUGAGGAGAGUUCUGCCUACAGCCAGCUCAGUAUGGAAAGUGAAACAGACAACUCGCGUAGCACGACCGACAACGGGAGGGAAGACGAGGGCCGAGCGUCCCAGUCUGAACCCAGUUUUCCUCCCUACCUGUCCUGCCGGGGCUGCGGUCAGCUCCGGGACGAACCUCUAGGACCGGGCAUUGACCUGGUCGGGCCUUACUGCCUUAGGUGUUGCAAAGCUUCCAGGGAAGCCAAAACUACGGACUUCUGUUCUCCUUUCGGAAGCAUUGGCGGGAUUCGCUCCGGUUCCCAUCCGCAGCUUGACUGUGACGGAGUGGCAAACGGAAUGGGUGACAAGGCGGAGGACAAAUCUGCCAAACUGCACUCGUGUCACCUGUGUGGCUUCUCUUCGCGUUACGCCAACCACGUGAAGCGUCACAUGAAGACGCACAACGGCGAGAAGCCCUUUAACUGCCCUCUGUGCACUUACGCCUCGGCUCAGCUGGUGAACCUGCAGAGACACCUGCGCAUUCACACAGGGGAGAAACCCUACAAAUGCGACAGCUGCACUUUUGCCUGCAGUUCACUCGGCAACCUCAAGAGGCACCAGCGCAUGCACGUGCCCAACGCGGGGGCGGGACAGGACCCGCCGCAGCGACACGCCGCCGGCCAAAACGUCCUGAAGAGACACGUGACUGGACAGAGACCAGCUGAGGAAGUGUCUGGUGCUUCAGGGAAAGUUUCAGAAGUUGCCAGGCCGACGUCCAAUCUCAGCUUGGGAGCCCAGAACAGCGACUACCUGUCAGCCUUCGAUGGCUUAAAAGGAGCGUCGCCACCGCCAAUCCCAGCCUCUAAUCCAGCCCCCGGCCACCAUCCUCCACCGCUGCUGGAGACGACGGGCAGCAGCGGCAGCAGGGCGGCCAGAGGGGGCGUAGCAGACAACCCCGCCCUCCCGCCGUCGCUCUUCCCUUUUACUUGCAGGUUGUGCGGCAUUGUGCUGGAGGACGAGGACGGCUCCUCGGCGCAGAUCUGCGCCAAGUGCACCCUGGAAAUGCUGACUAAAGACUCGUCGUCGUCGCCCAACAGCCCCGGCGAGCGCAGCGACAAAGUGUACACCUGCGCCGCCUGCCCCUUCCUCACGCACUACCCCAACCACUUGGCACGUCACAUGAAGACUCACAGCGGAGAGAAACCGUACAAGUGCCCGCAGUGCGACUACGCCUCAGCCCACUUUGACAACCUCAAGCGGCACCACAGAGUGCACACGGGCGAGAAACCUUACAAGUGCCAUUUGUGCGAUUACGCGUGCGGGAACCUGGCCAACCUGAAGCGCCACCAGCGGGUGCACUCGGGCGCCAAACCCUUCCAGUGCGCCGUGUGCAGUUACAGCUGCAACCAGAGCAUGAACCUGAAGCGGCACAUGCUGCGGCACACCGGGGAGAAACCCUACAAAUGUCAGGAGUGCGGCUACACGACCGGCCACUGGGACAACUACAAGAGGCACCAGAAGAAGCACGGCCUGGCGACGGACGGCUGGGUCAAAGUUCCCACGACGGGAAACGACGAGGCGGAGGACAGGAGGAAGGGGAUGGGGGGCGGGGUUCAGACUCACAGAAAGGAAGCAGGUGUCGAUAUGCAGUACAUGCCAAGGGAGGGCAGUCAGACGAUACACUCGUGCUACAAACUUGAGAUUGUAUAAACUCUAACUCAGCAAAACUAAGCUACCAGCAACUAGAUUUUCGGGGGGGAUUUUCACAGAGCCUUUAUAUCGUCUCAGUGUGUGUGUCGGUCUUUUAGUGUUUUCGUCUUCUGAGGCUGCUAAUAGUCUGUUUGUAGAAUCUCGCACAACACUGAGAAACUUGUUUCUGAGUAUUUUGAUGCCUUUAUGGAUUACGUGAGUCUGUUCAGAGUGUUUUUUUAUGUCAAGACAAAUGGACUUUAUCUACCUUGUAAGUUCACUGUCUGUCUCCGUCUGUAUGUUGAACCACGUUAGGCUAACUAUAGCAUCUCCCUCUCAUAGUUCAAUACAUAUCUUCAUUCUAGGACGCUACCAAAUACUCCUUAUUACAUGGAACUGAUGCACAUGUUUGCCUGGACUGUUAAAGCUGCACUGUGUGGUUUUUUUAAAUGUGCUCCUUCUGCGUAAAAACUCAAAUUUAGUCACUCGGAUGAUUCUGUUUUCUCGUCUUCCCAUGACUGAAGUGUCGACUGACGUUUGGUUUGUGAAUAUUUGCUAAUUUUACAUUUCAUCCUGGACUACACGGUGCAGCUUUAGUGAAGACAGGUCCUUCUGAAGGGCCUCGUUGUGCUUCGUUUGCUUUAGGAUAACAGCAUGCCUUCAGAUUAAUGUAUGUACUACUAUCAAAGUGCUAUUUAAUAGUACUGGAAUUGUUUUAGACUUGACAAAAUGUAUCGGUAAAUUAAUUUGUUGUUGUCCUCAUUGAAUAAAACUUGUUAUUGUCACUUUUGCCAAAUAAAAAUCUAAUUUGGUGUAAUAAAAUGUUGGCAAAUGUUAAAAAAAAUGCAUUUGAAACACAAAUUGCACGGAAAAGCAUUUGAAAGUCUUAUUGUGGUUGUACGGCUAAAUAAAAAGCACAAUCACACUCACACAGCAGCAAUUUGUCAGGUUUAGGAUUAAGAUUAAGGAGUGAAAAGUAGAUUCAUCUCUUAUUUGUGAUUCAGCAGCGCCUUGUUCACGGAGUUCUCCCCCACAAACUGCUACAUAUCAGUGAUUUUUAAAGUCUUUUUGGGAAGUCUUGGAGGGAUACUGUUUAAUCACCUCUGUUUUGAUUGCUGUUUACUAUUUACUGUGAAAUUAGCCAAUUCUUGUGUUGUUUUUUAAAAAUAUCUAUAGAUAUAUAUAUACUUGAAAAAAGAUGACACGAUUAGUAAGCAUGUGAGUGUGUAAUAGUUGUUUUAUUUUUCUAAUGUGGCUGUAAUACACUGCUAGAAGUGCAUACUUUAAUAUAUAGAGUUUUUAUUAUUAUUAUUAUUAUUAUUAUUAUUAUUAUUAUUAUUAUUAUUGUUAUUAUUAUUAUUAUUAUUAUUAUUAUUUCGAAUGUGUGAUGUGUCAUUUAGUUGCCAUGUGGAAAAUAAGAACUGUGAUUUCAAUUUACUCUUUGUGAAUGACUUAUUAUAUGCAAGUGAGAUAUUUUCCAGGUUGCCAACUUGCCGUGUCACGAUGGAACAUGGAAGCUGUAGACUAGUACCGACAUCCCGCAAGUGGCCAUUUGUGUCUUUAUGCAGUGUCUCAUAAAUGCCUUAAGUGCGGAUUUUGAAAUAAAUACGUGGAAUUCAUUUCAUUGAAUGUCGGACAUCA
Amphiprion ocellaris (clown anemonefish) is the source of this 3788-nucleotide messenger RNA. It is a transcript of the gene znf513a, whose product is annotated as zinc finger protein 513a. Gene Ontology annotation, cellular component: nucleus. The transcript has 5 exons. Bases 273 to 2168 code for a protein of 631 amino acids. NCBI's taxonomy places the organism in Eukaryota, Metazoa, Chordata, Actinopteri, Pomacentridae. The record is from RefSeq and is a predicted model, not a curated record. Gene Ontology annotation, biological process: regulation of gene expression.